This is a messenger RNA of Hyla sarda, 3221 nucleotides long. It is a transcript of the gene CACNB1, whose product is annotated as calcium voltage-gated channel auxiliary subunit beta 1. Gene Ontology annotation, biological process: neuromuscular junction development; regulation of voltage-gated calcium channel activity; calcium ion transmembrane transport. The transcript is spliced from 14 exons. Gene Ontology annotation, molecular function: protein binding; high voltage-gated calcium channel activity. The coding region runs from base 355 to 2103 and encodes 582 amino acids. The record is from RefSeq and is a predicted model, not a curated record. NCBI's taxonomy places the organism in Eukaryota, Metazoa, Chordata, Amphibia, Anura, Hylidae. Gene Ontology annotation, cellular component: voltage-gated calcium channel complex.
AACUCUUUUAUCUCUGCCUCAGUCUCGCUGUCUUAUGUUCUGUAUGAUUGUCUGCCUCCUGAUCCCAUUCUCCCAUCAUCCUUGCGUCUAUCUCUUCCCCAUUUCUUGCGCCUCUCCAGCCUUCCCUACAUCCUUGUCAUUUCCCAGCCUGUCUUCUCCAUUCUGUGCUAUCCCCUCCCUGUGUCUGCCUGGGCUCUCCUCCUCCUCCUUGUUCUAUCAUUCACCCUAUCUCUCUCUCCUCCCCUCCCAGUUCUCCUCUCCUGUAUUCCUCUCUCAUACACACAGUCCUGGAACUGAUGGAGAGAUGAGUACAGGGUAACUAGAGGAAAUCUGAGCGAGAAGGGGGUUACACCAAUGGUCCAGCAGAGCAGGAUGGCCAGGACCCCGUCCAGCUCAACACAGGAGAUCCAGAUGGACGUGUUAGAGGGGCACAGUCUGCAGGCUAAAUAUAAGAGAAAAAGUCGAUUCAAGCGCUCAGAUGGCAGCACCAGCUCAGACACCACCUCUAACAGCUUUGUGCGGCAGGGGUCAGCAGAGUCCUAUACUAGUCGUCCAUCCGAUUCAGAUGUGUCCCUUGAAGAAGAUAGGGAGGCUUUACGAAAAGAGGCAGAACGCCACGCUCUAGCACAACUGGAAAAAGCAAAGACCAAGCCCGUGGCUUUUGCAGUACGGACGAAUGUAGGAUAUAACCCCGCUCCAGGAGAUGAUGCUCCAGUGCAGGGGAUGUCCAUCAACUUUGAUCCCAAAGAUUUCCUUCACAUCAAGGAGAAAUAUAAUAAUGACUGGUGGAUCGGGCGAGCAGUGAGGGAGGGCUGUGAAGUUGGUUUCAUUCCCUCUCCUGUCAAGUUGGAACAUAUGAGAAUGCUCCAGGAACAGAAGAUGCGACAAAGCAGGCUUAGUACCAGUAAAUCCAUUGGGAAUUCGAACAGUCUGGGCGAUGUGGGUGGUGGUACCCGCAGACCAACCCCUCCAGCUACAGCCAAACAGAGGCAGAAGUCAACUGAGCACAUCCCUCCGUAUGAUGUGGUUCCAUCCAUGAGGCCUAUCAUCUUAGUUGGACCUUCUCUGAAAGGAUAUGAGGUCACAGAUAUGAUGCAGAAAGCUUUGUUUGACUUCUUGAAGCAUCGCUUUGACGGAAGGAUUUCCAUUACUCGGGUCACUGCUGACAUCUCUCUUGCCAAACGUUCCGUCCUGAACAAUCCCAGCAAGCACAACAUCAUGGAGAGGUCUAACACACGCUCUAGUCUCGCGGAGGUGCAGAGUGAGAUUGAGCGUAUAUUUGAGUUAGCUAGAACGCUACAGCUGGUGGCACUGGACGCUGACACAAUAAACCACCCAGCGCAGCUGGCCAAGACUUCCCUGGCACCAAUCAUUGUGUAUAUUAAGAUCACCUCUCCUAAAGUAUUACAUAGGCUAAUAAAAUCCAGAGGGAAGUCUCAAGCGAAGCAUUUAAAUGUACAGAUGGUGGCAGCAGAUAAACUGGCGCAGUGCCCUCCGGAAAUGUUUGACAUCAUUCUGGAUGAGAACCAACUAGAGGAUGCCUGUGAGCACCUGGCCGAAUACUUAGAAGCCUACUGGAAAGCAACUCACCCACCGAGCAUUAACCCACCCAAUCCUCUGCUCAACCGCACCCUUGCCACAGCAGCCCUGGCAUCCAGUCCUGCGCCCGUCUCCAAUCUCCAGGGCCCCUAUUUGGUUCAUGGAGAGCUGAGAUCAGAAGGAACCGAGCGAACAGGUGCGUACGAGGAGCAACUGCGGAGAGGUCAGACGGGCUCAAGAGUCCUUUCCCGACACGACACACUGGAGUCUGAGACGCAAGGCAGCCGGGACUCUGCAUACACAGAGCCAGGAGACUCCUGCAUGGACAUAGAGACAGACCCAUAUGAGGAUCCGGAGCCCAAAAGUCAUGGUGGGGAACAUGGGCGGCUCCAACGUCAGGGUUCCUGGGAAGAACUGGGUCCAGAUCAGGAGAACAUGCAGCAACGAAAGAGAAGGGAAUCUCCAAGACCUCAAGGAAAGGGGAGAGAGCAGUACUGGCAUGAAGGUGAAGGCAGGAACAGGGUUCAGCUGGACAGCUGGGGGAGAGAUGUGUGUAUUCGCUAAUGGAGACUCCCUGGACCCAGACCUGGAAUUAGAACGAGAGGACAUCAAAAACCUCCGGUAUACAUCAGGUCUGUAGUGUACAGCCUUCCUCCAAACAAACAGUGCUCCUUCCAGAACAUCGUUAAGAACACACGUUUCCUACAUUCCACAUAUUCAUGACCAUCCAUAAAGGUCUCACAGCUCAGCAAUGUAUAACCCAUAGUCCUCAUCUCCUAAGUCCCACAGCUCGUUUCCCUCUACUAUCAUCUCAGGACCCAAACUGCAGCCGGUGCACCCGGAAUAACACUGCCUUGGCUCUAAGCUCUCAUGGAUGCUGCAGUAGGAUAGGGCUACUGCCGCUGGGGUCUCAAGAGGAGAAUCACAUUGUAGCCUAUUGCUUGAUCCCAUACAUCAAUAUUGGAUCCCAUAUAUCAAUAUUGGAUCCCAUAUAUCAAUGUCAGUUUGCUGAAUCACUUUACACUUGGACAUAGGAUGACAUUGAUUGAAUUCAUGUAUCGUCUGGGUGGAAUUUAUGGAGUAUUUUCACCAAUGAUUUAAAAAAAGAAAAUGGUGUAUUAUCCUGAUCUAACAUUUCACAGGAAAAUCACAUAGCGAGGAUACAGAGGAAAGAAGCGCCAUGUAGCAAAACUAUAGUAUCCCUGUUACCAUAGUGACUAAAACAUCACUUUUAUUUGACAUAAUGUCCAAAGAAGUGAAACAAGGGCCAAGCCAGUUUAUACAGAAACUACUUCAACAUACAAUAGUUUCAACAUACAAUGGUCUUUUCUGGACCAUUGUAACUUGAAACCAGACUCAACAUACAAUGCUAUGGAAUGUGCGAAACGUGUCAAUGACUGGAAGAACCGACCAAUCAGAAUGGAUAUUUCACUGGUAAAAGCCGUGUAUUCCUAAAGUGCAUGCACUGACUGGUGUCUGGUAGCACCCCCUACAGUACAGGGAGGUAUUACAUGUUCUGUACUCUUUACCUGUACCAGGGUUAGCUGCUCCUUUGGACACCAGGUGAGGGCGGCUCCGUAUUCCUUUUUUUAGGACACUGUGUGUUCUGUACAGGACCCUGAAGAAGCUCCUGUCCUCUACAUAGACCAGUGUUUCCCAAAGAGGGUGCCUCCAGCUGUUGC